GGAGCCAUGGUUAUUUAAUUCAGCAAGGCUUCCCUGGGCUAUAUGUUCAGAGGCAGAGGAAUGCCAGGACUAACUGAAUCCAGAUGUGCUUACUUGGCAGCCACCCGGACAACCAUUACCAAAGGGAUACAGUAUUGAAACGAUUGCAUUGGAUAUGGAGGGGGCCAGCAGACAGUUUCCCUAAUGCAAACUUUGACGCUUCUUAGAGAUCCGUGGAAACAAUGAGAAUUCAACUCAAAGGGGAUGCCAUCUGCACGCUGUUCCUGCUGGUAGCUCUUUGCACCAUGAUCUAUUCCCAGCUGGGCCACACGUCCGUUAGAGAAGAAAAGGUGGACAGCCAGAAGAAGCCAGCAGCAACUUCCCGGAUCUUCCACAUUCCCGCAGUCCUCCAGAAACGGCUGAAUGCAGAAACGACAGCAGCAAAGCCCAGAAUUGUUUCAGAAAUGAAACGUGCCAACGUGGAAAUGCAACAGGACUCGGUUACCACUCUGGCAACCUUGACACAUUCUGCUUUUGAUUUUAAGCAUUACCUUCUAAACAAAGACAAUCGGAAGUUUGAACUCCUUGUUAAUCAGCCCAGGAAGUGUAGGACAAACCCAGGUGGCCCCUUCUUGCUCAUCGCCAUCAAAUCGCUGGUAGAGGACUUCGACCGCCGUGAGGUUGUACGAAAAACCUGGGGAAGGGAAGGGCCCAUCAAUGGUGUGCAGGUGCAAAGGGUUUUCCUCCUGGGGAUCCCAAAGAACAAGACGUCCCUGCCGAUGUGGGAGACUCUUAUCCGUCAAGAGAGUCAGAUGUACCGGGACGUUCUGUUGUGGGGCUUCCAGGAUACUUUCUUCAACCUGACUUUGAAAGAGAUCCAUUUCCUAAGCUGGGCGGAAGAGUUUUGUUCCAACGCCAAGUUCAUAUUCAAAGGCGACGCCGACGUUUUCGUUAACGUGGAAAAUAUCGUUCACUUCCUUGAGAAACAAGAUCCCUCUGAGGAUCUUUUUGUUGGGGACAUCAUCUACAAUGCACACCCUAUCCGAGUGCGGAAGAGCAAGUACUACAUCCCAGAGUCUAUGUACGGGCUAGACAUGUAUCCGGCCUACGCAGGGGGUGGGGGGUUUGUACUAUCCAGCAGCACCAUGAAGAAACUCUCCCAGGCCUGUGGGGAGGUGGAGCUGUUCCCCAUUGAUGAUGUGUUCUUGGGUAUGUGCCUGCAAAGGAUCAACCUCAAGCCCGUUAUGCAUGAAGGAUUCAAGACUUUCGGAAUCACCAAGCCUUCUGCGGCCCCUCACUUGCAGACUUUCGACCCCUGUUUUUACAAAGACCUCAUGGUAGUCCACAGCCUGAAGGUCGCUGAAAUCUGGGUCAUGUGGAACCUGCUCCACAGUCCAAGGCUCUCUUGCACGCAGAAGAAGCAUGUCAAGAAGGCUUUCCAAUGGAAAAUCAAAGCAAAACGGCAUGCGAAAGGUUCUGCCAUCUAA
Molecule: messenger RNA, 1466 nt
Organism: Euleptes europaea (tarantolino)
Lineage: Eukaryota; Metazoa; Chordata; Lepidosauria; Squamata; Sphaerodactylidae
Gene: B3GNT9
Product: UDP-GlcNAc:betaGal beta-1,3-N-acetylglucosaminyltransferase 9
Exons: 2
Coding region: 222-1466 (414 amino acids)
Cellular component (GO): membrane
Molecular function (GO): hexosyltransferase activity
Source: RefSeq, a predicted model, not a curated record